Messenger RNA from Dendrobium catenatum, 681 nucleotides. RefSeq names its product probable transcriptional regulator RABBIT EARS. The coding region runs from base 1 to 681 and encodes 226 amino acids. The transcript has a single exon. The record is from RefSeq and is a predicted model, not a curated record. NCBI's taxonomy places the organism in Eukaryota, Viridiplantae, Streptophyta, Magnoliopsida, Asparagales, Orchidaceae.
AUGUGUUCAAGAAGGAAUUCUCUCUGCAGACCACUCCUCCCUUAUUUCAACUAUUUUCCUUCCACCGACGUAUCAUGGGAAGAACAAGCCUUCGCAAAAGACUCAUCCGGCGACUUGGGUGGCUGUGUGUGGCCGCCGAGAUCCUACGCUUGUAGCUUCUGCCGGCGAGAAUUCCGAUCAGCUCAAGCUCUUGGAGGCCACAUGAACGUGCACAGAAGGGAUAGGGCAAGGUUGAAGGAGGCUUCAAGUCAUAGAAGUGAAACCGAUGAAGAUGUUCAACCUUUUUAUCCAUUUUGCUCUUAUAUAUACAGCCCUAACCCUAAUUAUGAUGCUCUUGGGGUUGAAGUAGCUUCCUUUUUAUUGGCAAAAGAAGAAAUUUAUAGCCAGCAAAGCAUAGUUUCAGUAAGCUUGGAGAUUGGAAGAGAGAAUUGGAAAACAGGCGAGUUGGAUCACAGGAGGAUAAGAGAUUUUGUUUAUGGUGAUUGUGAUAUCUCUAGUAAGAAGGUGAAGACUGAUCUAAUAUUGACUUCGGAUAGAAAGGACACUCCAAAUAAUCUGCAAAAUUUCAAAUCUGAGGUAAUAAAACUUAGCCAUAAUCCAGUUGAAGAAUUGGAUCUUGAGCUUAGGCUUGGUGAUUCACCAAAGGUUAAGGAGAGUCGUAGCAUCAUUGCGAUUGAAUAG